AUGGACUCCUUGUUCUCUCAGGUGAGAGCUUCGGCCAGCAAAGCCAAUGAGGCAGAGCGUAAGAAAAUCAUCGAUGGGCUCCGAGACUUGGCCUUCUCUAUCGAAUCGCCAGAGGAUACUAUGCAAAGGAUCAUGUUCCAGCAUCUUCAAAUCGCUGGAGCACGCAUAGCGAUCGACUUGAACCUCUUCAACAUGCUUGCGACGAGCAGCCCGUUGACAACACGGCAGUUGGCCCAAGCAAAGGGUGCCAAUGAAGCCUUAAUGGCGUCUGUUGGGAUGAUCAAAGAGACUGGUCAGGACACUUUCGCUGCAACAAAUAUCACCCAAACACUGGCUACUCCAGGAUGGCAGGCCGGUGUUCGUCACUACUUCGACAACUGUGGGCCGGUCUUUCAGAAGCUGCCCGAGUUCCUGGCCAAAACCAAAUAUCAAGCUAUCACUGAUAACGCAAAAUGUGUUCUCCAACCAGCCUUUAAUAUCAACGUGCCAGCCUUUAUUUGGCUUCAACAAAAUCCAGCACGAUUUGCAACGUUUCAGCAGUACAUGAUGCAACAGCGAGAGGGAAUGCCUACUUGGCUCACCGUGUACCCGGUCAGUAGAGAGACUAAAGAAUGGGAUCCCGAUCGCCCUGUCUUCGUUGAUGUUGGUGGAGGGCUUGGUCAUCAAUGCGCGGCCCUGAAGGCGAAGUAUCCAGACCUACGAGGACGCGUGAUCGUGCAGGAUCUUCCAAAUGCGAUUGAGGCUGCGCUAUCUACCCCUGGUGUGCAGAACAUGGUCCAUGACUUCUUCUCGCCGCAGCCCGUCAAAGGCGCAAAGUACUACUACAUGCGCAACAUCCUCCACGAUUAUCCCGACGACAAGUGCUUGGUGAUCUUAAAGUACUUGAUCGCAGCCAUGAGCAAGGAAUCGGUGCUUCUCAUCGACGAUAUGGUGCUCCCAAACUCGAAAGUUCAUUGGCAGGCGGCUCAAUUGGAUAUCACUCUGAUGGCUUCUCUGGCAUCUGUUGAGCGGACUAAGGCACAAUGGCUGACCCUGUUGGACCGGGCCGGCUUGAAAGUCGUCAACAUCUACACAUACACAGUGUCGCUGCAGGAUAGUAUUAUUGCGGCGGUUCCAAAACAGGUGUCAAUCUCGAAGGCUUUGCCUGACAAGGGAGAAACAAAGAAGCUGGACUAUCAGUCAAAAGUCCGACCCUGA
Endocarpon pusillum Z07020 is the source of this 1197-nucleotide messenger RNA. RefSeq lists its product as uncharacterized. Gene Ontology annotation, molecular function: O-methyltransferase activity. The record is from RefSeq and is a predicted model, not a curated record. The transcript is spliced from 5 exons. The coding region runs from base 1 to 1197 and encodes 398 amino acids. Lineage: Eukaryota; Fungi; Ascomycota; Eurotiomycetes; Verrucariales; Verrucariaceae.